This is a messenger RNA of Anisakis simplex (herring worm), 231 nucleotides long. The record is from the annotation of a GenBank genome assembly. NCBI's taxonomy places the organism in Eukaryota, Metazoa, Nematoda, Chromadorea, Rhabditida, Anisakidae.
AUGUUAAAGAAUGCUGCAUUUGACGGUAUCCUGGGUAUGGCAUGGGACUCAAUUGCUCAAGAUCACAUCGCACAACCGAUGGAUCAAAUUUUCGAACGUCCGGAAUGUGCUCAGAAGUUGUUCGCGUUCUAUUUGAGCCGAGAUGGUACCACAAUAAAUGGUGGAGAGUUGACGCUAUGUGGCAUUGAUGAAAGCCGCUAUACGGUUGCAUUUUGUUGUUUAAAUUUGUAG